GUUGCAGAUGAAGGCAUAACUAGAGUAGCUGUGAAAACUUUGAAACCGGAUGCUGAUCGCUACGAUUACAAGGACUUAAUGACUGAGCUGACAAUUAUGAAACAGGCGGGGAGCCAUCCGAACAUUGUUAGUCUGUUGGGAGCAUGCUCUAAGGAGGGACCGCUGUACUUAGUGAUGGAGUUCGUUUCCGGUGGGAACCUUUUGGCCUAUCUCAGAAGCAACAGAUGUGAAAACCCACAUUAUAUUAACAUGUCGUCUUCUCUGAAUGAACGACAACUUUUAAAAAUCGCUGAAGAUGUGGCAAGUGGGAUGAAUUAUCUUAGUAGUUUGAACUUGCUUCACCGAGACUUGGCUGCUAGAAAUGUUUUGCUAACGGAAGAAAAAGUAGCCAAAGUCACAGAUUUCGGACUUGCACGUGAUGUACAUACUGAGGGAAUUUACACCAAGACCACUACAUCCGGUCGAUUACCCGUGAAGUGGAUGGCUCCCGAGUCCAUACGGUUCUACAGUUAUACCUCUAAGUCUGACGUCUGGUCGUUUGGAAUACUGUUAUGGGAAAUUAUUACGAUAGGAGAAUGCCCC
Messenger RNA from Porites evermanni, 582 nucleotides. The record is from the annotation of a GenBank genome assembly. NCBI's taxonomy places the organism in Eukaryota, Metazoa, Cnidaria, Anthozoa, Scleractinia, Poritidae.